GCUCAAGGGCGCGGUCCCCAGGCUUGCGCCUGGUCGCGGGGGCGUGCCUCCCGUCUUCCUCUCUCCCACCUCGGUCCGCAUGGAGGCGGAGGCGAGCAGCUCGCCGGCUGGGGCUGGCAUCGGUUCGGGCGCAGUCUUGAACGCGAUCUUCGGGAUCCACGUCGUGCGCAGGGCGCUGCAGGAGUCCCUGCUGCGCCGAGCGGUGGAGGUGGCAGCGGCGCAGGCCGUCGGUGGUGGCGGCAGCGCGCAGGCCAUCGCCGAGGAAGAAGGCCGUGUGCUCAAGGACCUGGAGGUCAUCUGGGAGCAGGCGGGCCAGCGCCUGGAGCUGGGACGCAAGGCUACCCUCGGGGAGGUCGCCAGCGAGCUGGUCGCGAGGAAGCAGCGGCCGCUGGCGAAGGAGCCCAGCGCGGUGAACAAGGCGAGGAUGGUGGUGGCCCAUCCGCCUGUUUCGCUACGGCAGCGUGUUGGCGCUGCCUUGCUGCCCCCGAAGGGCAGCGACGCCGACGGCAUGGCGGACGCCGCGGCGAGCGACCGCGUGGAGCUCGUGGCCGGGGCGGAGCGCAGGGCGGCCGUCCUGGGGGCGCAGCUUGCCGAAGCGCGGGCUGAGCAACUCCAGCAGGUCGAGGUGCUCGAGGCAAAGCUCGACGACGUCGCCCGCGCGGCGGUUGCGGCCGAUGCGAGGGCCCAGGCAGCAGUGGCGAAGGCGGAGCACAGCGAGGAAGCUGCAGCCGCAGUGCGCCCUGGGCUUGGAGGGCGAGCGGGACGCGGCACUCGAGCAGGCGGCGGGGGCCCCGCGGGUUGUCGGGCGCGAGGCCGCCCGCCUCCAGCAGCAGCUCGCGGCUGAGCGGGUCGCCGGGGAGGCCGCUGGCUGCGCGGCCGCGCCUGGCCCAGGCGGCUGCGGAGUCGCAGUGGCUGGGCCUGGCCGGCGCAUGGCGCCCGCUGUUGCAUUUUUGUGCUUGGUGUGUCGAUGGUGCUUCUGGUGCUUGUCAUGGCAGUGGUGUUAUGCAAUGCUCUGAUUGUUCACGCGGUGUUCCAUCGCAGCGUGCUGCAGAAGGGGCCACGCACACAUGGACAAUGUGCAGCUUGUGUUGGAAGUGGUAUGUUGCCUGGCGAGCUGGGGCGCCGUCCCCAGGAGUCGCCAGAAGGGUUUUGCUUGGCCGUGCAAGCGCUUUCCUGGAGAGCUGGGGCGCUGUCCCCAGUAGUCGCCAGAAGGGUGUCGCUUGGCCGUGCAAGCUCACAUUUUCCCGCUGCUGUUUAUAUAGUUGCAUUUUAUGCUUGAGGUGUUGUUGGUGUUUCUUGCGACUGGCAGUGGCAGUUUGCAGUAUUCUGAUCGGCCCAUCACAUUGCAUUGCAUUUCCCUGAGCCUGGCGUGCUGGGGCGCCGUCCCCAGGAGUCGCCAGAAGGGUUUCGCUUGACCGUGCAUUUACUUUCCUGGAGAGCUGGGACGCUGUCACCAGUAGUUGCCAGAAGGGUGUCGCUUGGCCGCGCAAGCUCACGUUACCCGCUGCCGUUUUUAUAGUUGCAUUUUUGUAUUUGAGGUGCUGUUGGUGCUUCUGGCGAUUGGCAGUGGCAGUUCGCAAUGCUCUGAUCGGCCCAUCUCGGUGUAUUGCAUUUCCCUGAGCCUGGCGCGCUGGGACGCUGUCCCCAAAUGUCGCCACAAGGGCUUCGCUUGGCCGUGCAAGCGCGCGCCCUGGGACGCUGUCCCCAGGGGUCGCCAGAAGGGCUUCGCUUGGCCGAGCAAGCAUAUUGUGCACCUUGCUUCACCAGUUAUCCUUGCGAUGCUGGUACUUUUCCACUUUGGUUUCGGUGCGCUUCGCGCUCUGUGUCAUAAGAGUGGUCUUGAGGCCUCAGUGGCUUCAGUGGCUGGCUGGCCGCACUCAGGCAUUUGUGGCUUUUUGGGCAGGGAUGUCUUCAUUUCGCUCGUGGCUCGGACGCUGUCUCUUCGAUAGUUCGACACACGCACACGCACACGCACACGCACGCACG
Messenger RNA from Prorocentrum cordatum, 1986 nucleotides. Lineage: Eukaryota; Dinophyceae; Prorocentrales; Prorocentraceae. The record is from the annotation of a GenBank genome assembly.